This is a messenger RNA of Paramecium octaurelia, 282 nucleotides long. NCBI's taxonomy places the organism in Eukaryota, Ciliophora, Oligohymenophorea, Peniculida, Parameciidae. The record is from the annotation of a GenBank genome assembly.
AUGAAAUUUAAUAAACUAAUAUUUAUUGAUCAUUUGAACAAGAUAUUAAUUUAUUUUAAUUUUCAUUCAUGGACAAUCCAUAAACUGCUCCUGCAUGACCAAUUAAAUUUUCUACGCAGGACCAUUAUUGUGGAUACAAUUCAAAUUAACUCCAAAUUUUUAUAAUACUUUCAUAGUGUCCAGUCACGACCUGAUCCUCUAGUUUGGAGAUGCACAUACAAAGGGUAGAACCUGAAUUAGCUUAUAACUUUUAAAUGUAUUUAGAUUUUGCUAUCAUAUUGA